ACAACCCCCAUGGAUAGACGAGAUCUCCUCUCUUAAUUGCACAUGCGCAGUCAAGGGUUACAGUCUGGACAGCUGGAGGAGAAAAUGGCAGCACGCAUGCUAGGACAGCAGGCCCGCCAGAUUAGCACAUCAGCCAUUAGGCCUGCAGCCAAACUGGUUAAGCCACCAAUCCAGGUUUAUGGCGUGGAAGGUCGCUAUGCCACUGCUCUGUUCUCAGCUGCCAGUAAGCAGAAAAAACUGGACCAAGUCGAGCAGGAGCUGGGUAAAGUGAAUGCCCUCAUCAAGGACCCCAAAAUUUCUAGUAUUGUCAUGAACCCUCAUGUGAAGCGGAGCCUCAAGCAGAAGACCUUUCAUGAUGCCCUUGCAAAGGCAAAAGUCUCCCCUAUCACAAUGAACCUCAUCGAUGUUCUGUCUGACAAUGGUCGUCUGACUCUAACUGGUGAUGUCAUCACUGCUUUUGGCAAGAUGAUGAGUGCGCACCGUGGGGAGGUGAUCUGCUCUGUAACCACUGCUCAGCCUUUGGAUCCAACUAAUCUCGCUGAGCUGAAACUUGCGCUUAAUGGAUUUCUUCAGAAGGGUGAAACUAUCAAGAUGGAAACCAAGUCCGAUCCUUCAAUCCUGGGUGGGAUGAUCGUCAGCAUUGGGGACAAGUAUGUGGACAUGUCCACAAAGACAAAGAUUCAGAAACUGACCAAGCUCAUGAGAGAAUCCUAAGUCCUGUGGACUUCAUCUUGCAUCUGUUUUAGAAAUGACCAUCAAGUGGACACAUACUGAUAAAUGUAGAUUGCUACUCGUUGAUCAUUGCAGAUGGUUCAGAUCUCCAGUGUCUGUACUUAAAAUCACUUGGAUGUUAAUAAAACCUGAAUAAUAUA
Hippocampus comes (tiger tail seahorse) is the source of this 872-nucleotide messenger RNA. RefSeq names its product ATP synthase peripheral stalk subunit OSCP (gene atp5po). Lineage: Eukaryota; Metazoa; Chordata; Actinopteri; Syngnathiformes; Syngnathidae. The transcript has 7 exons. The record is from RefSeq and is a predicted model, not a curated record. Gene Ontology annotation, molecular function: proton-transporting ATP synthase activity, rotational mechanism. Bases 43 to 714 code for a protein of 223 amino acids. Gene Ontology annotation, biological process: proton motive force-driven ATP synthesis.